Molecule: messenger RNA, 469 nt
Organism: Sinocyclocheilus rhinocerous
Lineage: Eukaryota; Metazoa; Chordata; Actinopteri; Cypriniformes; Cyprinidae
Product: TATA-binding protein-associated factor 172-like
Exons: 4
Coding region: 1-468 (155 amino acids)
Molecular function (GO): ATP hydrolysis activity; DNA binding; TBP-class protein binding
Source: RefSeq, a predicted model, not a curated record
AUGGGUGAGACAGAUCCCAAGGAGCGUUUGGCCCGGCAGAGAAAGCAGUUACAGAAGAAGUUGGGAUUGGAUAUGGGUGCUGCGAUCGGCAUGGACACAGAGGAGCUAUUUAAUGAUGAGGACCUGGAGGACGCUUGUGCUUCCAGUACCAACAGAUCACAGCCUGGUAAAAACCUGGGAUGUCAAUUCUCACGCAACCAUUUGCCAGCUGCAGAGCUCAUAGAUUCUGAGUUUCGUCCAGGCAUGUCCAAUCGACAGAAAAAUAAAGCCAAGAGGAUGGCGAAACUUGUGGCAAAGCAGAGAUCCAGAGACGUGGAAACUAAUGAGAAGAGCAAUGACAGUUUUGAGGGAGAGCCAGAGGAGAAGCGCCGGAAAACCACAAAUGUAGUCAUUGAGCAGCCAGCAACCAACAGCAAAGUCUUAAUUGAUAAUGUCCCUGAUAACACCAGUUUAUUUGAGGAGGUGUGAG